Messenger RNA from Porites evermanni, 703 nucleotides. The record is from the annotation of a GenBank genome assembly. Lineage: Eukaryota; Metazoa; Cnidaria; Anthozoa; Scleractinia; Poritidae.
AUGGAAAGUGCUUCAGUUUGCUGGUUUGUCAGAAAAAGACCAUAUUGGAAUUUUUCACAGCUCUUUACUUCGUGGUUUAUCCAUUUGUUCGGCGCUUCAUCUGAUGUUAGUGACUUGCGAAAGGUUGAUAGCCAUCAGAUUUACCUACCAACACCCUUAUCUUGUCGCGGUGCAAAAUAUUAAGGUGGCGGUUAUCGUAUUUUGGAUCAUUUCAAUUUUUUAUGUUAUAUUAGGACUUAUCGAUGUAGAAACGGAGGCAGUUACUUUAUCUUUUGAACUUUUAGCAGUUCUAAUUGUCAUUUCGUGUUUUAUUUUCAUUGCGUCUGCUUACACCAUGUACCGUGAAAUACGUCGCCACCGAAAGAAAAUUAAAAAUCAACAGCUGCCGCAGGGAGAAGAGCAAAGAUUCGCAAUAGAAAACAAAGCGUUUAAGACAACUGUGUUAGUUGUAGGUGCUGUUAUUGUAUGUUUUCUACCAAUAGCUUUAACAGUCGCCGUGUUCAUGUUAUUUAAAAUUGACACCAACACGGGCGUGGUCGGUAGUCAGUCAUGCAUUCCCUGUCCAUGGGUGAAUACAUUUAUCAUGUUAAACUCAUUCAUUAACCCCCUGAUUUACUGUUGGAGGCAGAGGGAGAUGAGGAACUAUGUUUUUAGAUUUUCCUGCACUUCAGCAGUGGAACCCUUAGCUAAUACUUCAGGAUGA